AUGGGGGCCCGAGUGACCCGUUUUAUGAAAAGACCACUCGAAACACAGCGGAAAGUGGAGAAAAUUCUGGAAAAUAAACCCAGACCAGCACCACGUUACCCGAGCUCCAAGGCUGCGUUAGCUAAGGAACAAAAAAGUGAGUAUUUUAAACAAAUAUCGGCUUUUAAUUACCUCCUCUAGAGAAAUGCCACUUCGAUGAGGUUAAGGUGGUUAUGUAAGAUCAAAUUUUAACGAAAUUAUCAUUGAUCGAUGAACAGUCGAUGAACAGUUAAAUGUGAUAUAGAAAAGCUAAAAGUCUUUUUGGCUAACGUCAGGAUGGCUCAGUCCUUAUGUUGUUGCAAGAUGUAUGCAUUGGUUUUAGGGAAGUUGUUAUAGGGUACCAAAGAAAUAGUGUUUAGAUUACACCAAGUAGGGCCCUUCUAGGUUGCGGGGAGGGGGGGGGGGGGGGGUGGUGGUGAACAGGGGAGAGUUGUAAAUCCCUAGUCCUUGUUCCGUUUGGUACAUUAUGCUCCUCUAACUGUAAAUCUGGCGAGGGAGGGGAGGAGAGACCCAGACCGGGGGUUAGGGUAGGUGCACGAUGGGUCUUUUUUUUGACAAUACUAGAAAGAAAAGUCACAGUGUAUCUCUCCUCCCUCACACCGCGCCAGUUUAAAUAUCCAUCAACGCUGAUGUUCCACACCAGACCUGGAGGUCAGACAUCGAUUACCUCCUUGUGAUCCACCACCGCGAACCCCCCCACCAGCCGGCAGCGUAUCACGCAUGUGCACGGCUGAGAGGAGGAGGUAGGAGGAGCGUGGUGGUGAACAGGGGAGAGUUGUAUAUCCCUAGUCCUUGUUCCUGUUGGUACAUUAUGCACCUCUAAAUGUAAAGCUGGCGAGGGUGGGGAGGGGAGGCCCAGUCUGGAGAUUAUGGCAGGUGCACGCUGAGUUUUUUUUUUAACAAUACAUAAGUAAUAAGGGCCUAAAAAUGGCCUUGCAUGCACAAGAUCUCAUGGAGUUCUGCCAUACUCUGCAGACAAGGGGGGUGGGGGGGGUGGCAGGGCAUGGGGUGGGGAUUUGAUUGCCUUUGUUGGUCCUUAAUGCUUUAAGAUAUUGUGGUAUUUAAAAGUAACUGGAAGCUCUGUUUUCAAAACAAAACUCCAUCAGGUUGAAAACUUGCAGUGAGGUUUAAAAUUCUUGAGGCCUUUAACCCAAGGGAGAGAAAAUCUUAACGAUUUUGAAUUUUCCUGACCAUAUUUGUACAUAAUGCGGAAGUAAGUGCCCCGGUCAGUAAUCAAAACUUAAAAAUAAAUUUCAUUUGGUGCCAUUCACAAAAGAACCUAACAUCUCAUUCUUAUAUGUUAUCUAUGGGACAGGGCCGUUAGUGGAUAUUCUAUAAUUUAGAUUGAGCUCAGUAUAAGAUUAAUACUUAAGUUUUAAAAAGACUGCAAUGCUUUACGGGACUAAAAUGUUUUGAUACUGUUGUUGCAUUUCAAUAAAAGGUGUCAGUUAUUCUUUUACUAGAAUCCAGAACAUAGGUAAAACUUAAGUCAAGGGUAGCCAUGUGAAGCCCAAGGUGGGGAAAUUUUUGCGCAUUUGACUGGAAUGAUUUGUUUGUGGGCAGAGAAUUUGACGGAAAUUUUUGAAAAAUGUCAAAUCCACACCCCACACCCCAUGCCCUGCCUAACACCCCCAUUACAUUGAUAGGUGCAUUGGUAUUGAACUUCUGCCUGUCCUUGCCACAGUCACAGACACCACUUUAUCACUAGUAAGUCACAAUUUCAAGGUCCUAGUUUUGGUCAGAUUUCACUCAAACAGGACCUCCAAAGAGGUGUCAGUUCGAAGCUUGCUGGAGAUCUAAACAUGUCACAGUAAGAUAAAAAGGUGAAAAAGGAUUUUCAGCGGUACAUGUCCACAACUUGCAUUCAUCAGCAGUAGGUGAACUUGGUAGUUGAUUUCCAGUUCAGAAGUUUGUUUGUAACUUAUCUUUUGGUGAUGAAACCUUGAUAGUAAGUUGCACCAUAACAGUAUUAUCAAUGUUCAAAAACAUUCUUAGGUUAAAUUUUUAUAUUUUCAUCCCUUGAUAUUUUUUUGAGGGGCAAGGAUUGAAUGAUAGGGUCUUGUAACAUGGUACUAACUAUUGAGCAUGUGUAUGAAAUCCUGCAAUGUUACCAUUCAAUAAAACCUCCAGUACUCUUACUCUCAGUACAAUGUUUAUUUCAAUAUAAUUUUCCAAAAUGAGAUUUGGAGUUUUUGUUGAAUUUUGAAUUUGGCCUGUUCUGGGACAGAAAGGGAUACAAGAAUUAAUGCAGGGUUUCAGCAGCCAAAACUAAACCUCUGGUUAAGUCCGUCUGCAAAGCAGCGUUGAAAUCCUUGUUCUGCGCCCCCACUUGUGUACCAGGAUUUGAGUACGUGCCAUGAUAAGCCUGCUAAAAAGGCCAUUGUUUGAUUCACCAAUCAGUGUGAUGGGAAAUUCGAAAGGCAAUUCUUUUUAAUUUGUUGAGUUCACUAGGAAGGAGUCCAGGACAAGGAUCUCUGUGCUGCUUUGCAGACAUUACUAGCCAUUAUAUCUGCUGUGCAAGCUGUGUUUUAGUGGUGAAACUAAUGGGAUUACAGUAGUAUAGUGGAUAGGAUAGGAUAGGAUAAGUGCUUUAUUAUCAACAGAGCGCCUACAGACACAUGUGUUUACAACGAUAACAAAGUUUUUAGUGCAAUAAUUACAGAGGUGUACAUUCGUAAAAUUUAUACAACUGUUAAACAAGGUUAUAUUUAACGCGUCUAUCUCUUUCGCGGAAGCGAUCAUAUACGUAUUUAGCCACAAUUUUUGCGUUUUCUCUCCUUGCUUCAUACUUACCAACAUUGUAAAGGCAGAGCUUGGAGUCAUAGAGUCAAGAAUAAGAUUAGUUUCCUUUUUUAGCGUAUUGAACAACUCUCUCCUAGGAUCCCUAUAGGCUAUGCAAUUCAUCAAAUAAUGCUCCUCGUCUUCUAAUCCAGUUUUACAUAAUGGACAGAUUCUUUGGUCUGGUGGUUGAUAGGGUUUAAUGGUGGUUGAUAGGGUUUAGUGUCCAUUCCAUGGAUGGUGGGACACUCCCUUAUUUGGCCUAAACAGGUGUGCACCAAUAAAAAGGAGAUUGGUUUACAGCAUCUUGAGUCUAGAGCAACGUACAUUGUAUACAAUUUCACUAUUUAGCAUCAUGAACAGGGUAUGAUCUGAAGUCUUAAAAAAUAGAUGAGUAGUCCACAUCUGUGGUACCUUCAAUUUUUUCCAAAAGUUUUUUUUGCUUAAACGGGGUCAGGGUUUGAAGGCCUCGGCUGCACACCGAUGCCCAAACGUUCCUGGUCAUUGUACAUUGCUGGGAAACUGCCCACCUACCCCUCCCCUAAGCCAACAUUUUGCCUUAAGUGAGAAGUAAGUGUUAAUGUUGGCUUAGGGGAGGGGUAGGUGGGCAGUUUGCCAGAAAUGUAUAAUGAUCCAACUUCCCUUGAGUGCCUCCCCCUCCCCCUCCCCUGGUUGUGCAUCAUAAGUGGUGUCUGUAAAUGGAAGUUUCACUUUGGUCAUUCCAUCCUCUCCUGGUUUUCAGGUAAUGAAGAACUGUUUAAAGAACGGGACCAAAAAGAUGAUGAAUUUUUAGAUAGGCUCAAAGAAUUCAAGAUAGAUUCCACAGACCCACAAAGUGAAAAGGUAAGAAAACCAAACAAUGAAGACUGGUUAACAUCCUCUGAUGUUUUAUUCCAAUCCUUUCAAUGGCCAGUGGAAACAUCAAACUUUAAUUGAUGAAACUUAGAAUUUGCUAGCCUGAGGGCAAUUUCUGCCAGGGGGGGACCUAGGAGCAGGGGGGAAAAAGAAGGAGGGGAGACUGCCUGAUCACAAACAAAUUUGCAGGAAAUUUAUCUUUCACAUGCUUCAGGAGCACCCAACAAGAAUACAGUUAAAAACCACUUAAACAUAGCAUAGUUAAACGUAUUUAAGCAUUUAACGGUAGAUAUAGGCAUUUUUUUAUCCCCUAAAAAUUUUUCAUCUGUUCGGAUUUCCUAACUGAAAGUCUAGUGAUCCCAAAAUUAUAGAGAUCAAAACUUACCUUUUCGAAAAUCUCAUCCAGAGAAAAGUCUCCUGAAAAUUGUAGGUGACCUUUUUAGGGUAAAAAUCGGUUAAAAACAUGCAAUUAUACCAUUUUUUAGAUAUUCGAAAAUCCUAGGAGAGGCAGGCAAGCAAGAAGUUUUACAUCAAAUGUUCCGAAAAUUCUAGAUCUCAAAUCGUCUUCUGAACAGACAUUUUCCGAAAAUUGACGUUGGGUGCCCCCUUAUGUUUGAUUACAUUCAGUGCCUCUUUCCGCACUGUCCUCGCUCUUGCUUUUCUCUUUCUGCCAUAUGUCUUCAUGUUUGACAGAGUUUCUUAUGUAUAAGUUGAAUGUUAGGCCUAGGAGGCACUUUGUGUGAUGUCUAUCAUAAAGACACUGAAUUUAAUAACAGUGGCACCCCGCCAUACUACCACCCAGUUAUAACACUACCAUUUUUUUGUGGCACGAACAAAAGCCCACACAUUCUAUUAUUAGUCCCCAGUACUUAUUUUCUUUAUAAAAUUACCUCGUUAAUACGACCGGUUAAAUUGCCUGGUGAAGAACAAUGUAGACAGACAAUUUGACAAAUUGCACAUUCUAGCUUGCACAAAGUGACAAUCUUGGUUCUUCGGCUCGGGAAUCAUGAAUAACGAGACUCUGAGAAAAGCUCAACUAAAUACACGUAUGAAUUAAUUGCGUUCGAUCCAGGGAAUGCAGGAUAUGGCGUUUCCGAGAGUCCAAUUUUCAAAAAAUUUUCCGGGGGAACAUGCUCCAGGACCCCCCUGUAUAAUUCGUGCAUUCGGGGUUGACAGUACGCUUGUUUCUCUAAUAACCUUGUGCUUAGUGUUCAGUUACAAAAAAGCUCCAUGCCAAGACAAAACGAAUGAUGAUACCAAGUCUGAAUGAAGCAGAAGUUUGAACACCAAAGAAUACAAAACGAGACUAAGUUGCCCCUGAGAAAAUCAGUAAGUCAAUAGGUGAUGAUCAGAAGUCUUCGUGAAUCACGAAUCUGAAUUCUUGUAGGAAUCAUGAAUCAUUGAGGCAAAAAUGACAGGAAUCAUGCACAUCAAGAUUCAAGUGAUUCCGCUUCUACCCCCGAGACAGCAAUGAAAACGCCAGUUAUGAGAAGUGAAGUUCUGUUCUUUGACCAAGACUCCAUUGCAAUUAUUCCAACUUGCUCCCUUUGUCGAGUAAGGACUUAUUCUCUCAGAACUGCAUUUUUAAGGACCGUAUCCAUCUUCACAGGGAAACGAAAAAUUCUUAAUCGGCUGCUAACCAUGGUCACCCCUUAAACCUCUCAUUGAAGCAAAUAUCCUGUUGGAGUCUUGCAGUGACGGCAAAGAAAUGAACCAAAAUAUGUGAUGUUCAUAUGGUUUAAAUACCUACUGCAUGCUUUUUUGACAAUUCGUUCUCGUUGCUGUCGCCGUUGUACUUUCUGCCCUCCCCGCCCCCCAGCUUACUUGUGCGAUAGCAUACUUUUCCGCAAAAAUUUCACUUUCGCUAAACGUUUUUUUUUUUGCACUACAAUAUCAACAAUUUGAUUUUUUAUGGACAUGUUUCAAAUUCUUUUAUUUAACUUGGGUGGGCACCCAGUAUUGGUCUUUGUAUCCCUUUUGGGCAUUCAUCCGACCCUUUUUUAACUAUUUUGUUUUUUGCAACGUACUAUGUAUAUUUUAUUAAGAUUCAUCUUACCCAAUCAAGUAUGGAUUAAAAAUGUAGAAAGGAGCGUGAAAGGCUCACUUUUCCUCACCUCGUUGGCUUCCGCGCUGCCAAAAUUUUCCCCGAACUCGCAAAAGUAAGCCUGCUCGCAGGUUAGCAUAGAUAGAGGGGUCUGUCAUCUUGAAUUAAGCACUUCUCUUAAUACCUUUUUCAGCGAAUGCCAACAGGCGAAGAAUCUGAAAGAAAAUUACCCCGGUCACGUGAGCCAAGAUACCCCAGGGAAAUUGGGGAACCACCCAAGGGGAAAAUAACUCCGGUGAAAUUAUCAGAACUUUUCGCAAGAAGACUGCAGGACCCAGAUACAUGGACAGAGGAAAAACUCGCCGAACAUUAUCAGCUGGAUAAAGAGGCACUGCGUGCCGUUUUAAAAUAUUUUAGUGAUUAUGCUGUUGUCAAGAAGAAAGACUUCCCAAGACCGCAAGACGAUGUACCAUUUCUCGGAUGACGAAGUUGUAGCAAAUAGGGCUUGCUGAUGAAUUUCGUGGAUGGAAUUAUGUUCAGUGCAUUGUGCAGCAUUUCGUUUGUUGCGUAGAUCUCCU
Molecule: messenger RNA, 6294 nt
Organism: Porites evermanni
Lineage: Eukaryota; Metazoa; Cnidaria; Anthozoa; Scleractinia; Poritidae
Source: the annotation of a GenBank genome assembly